GGCUCUCACUGAUGCCUGCUGUGUGAGAGAGGCAGAAACACAUUGCAUUGCAGACAAAAAAAGGAUAACCUUCUCGUAAGCAGGAUUCUAAGGGUGCUUGGCUAUGGACAACCCAUGGAAUUUACUCUUAGACUGACAAUUUGUUAUACAGUGCUGAGAGUUGUUUCAUAGAGUUUCAGGACAUUGACAUUUGUCUGAUAUUGGUGGUAUUUUCCUGGACGUCAACACAGCGAGUUUUGGAACUGAGAUAAGCAUAUUUAAAGAGGUGCUCUCCUUGAAGCAAAGCAUUUAAGAAACAGAAACUAAAGGGGUGAAAUUUAUGGAGUAUGGACUAUCAGUGGAUUCUAUGUUACACCCUGUCAUAUGUGUUUCACUCUGCUGGAAGUUGCUGCAUAGAGGAACUUCCUUCAGUAUCUUUUAAUUGUUGUAAAUGCAAUCUUUCUGUGGUACCACUGGACUUACCUAUAUAUACUACACAGUUAGAUCUUAGUUUUAAUCCAUUGAAGAGGCUUCACAAAAAGGAAUUCUUACAAAUGUUGAAACUUGAGUUUCUAGACCUUACAAGGUGCAGUAUUACCUCAAUUGAAGAUCAUGCUUUCUUUGGCCUGGAAAAUUUGCAAACGCUAAUCCUUACUGGAAACCCAAUAAGUCACUGGUCUCCACUAACCUUUUCAGGCCUAACUUUCUUAAAUCGACUUGUUAUAGUAGAAACAUCUCUAACAUCACUAUCAAAUCUCCCUGUGACACAACUUACCUCGCUAAAAGAACUGAAUGUUGGCAGGAAUUUGCUCAAGAGUUUGUACCUACCUUCCUAUGUGUCUUCCCUACACAUUCUGAACCUCUAUGCAAACCAGAUUUCUGAUAUAAAAGAAAAUGACCUGAAGAACCUACAGAAUACAAAUGUGUUCAAUCUUUCUCUUAUAUUAUCUCAGAAUCCUAUAGACUACAUUGCUCCUGGUGCCUUCAGAUUCCUUUCCUUACAUAUGUUACAUUUAAAAGGAUGUUUUUCGAAUGCAGAUAUAAUGAAUACUAACUUAAAUGCCAUGUCUGGACUUCGUGUCGAGAAGCUUGUUGUCGGUCAUUAUAGAAACUCUUUUUCAAAGAUUAGUUCACAGACUGGAUCUUUUGAGGGACUAUGUGGAAUGAAUGUCAAGGAGUUGACAAUUAAUGGUUUGCACUUUGCUACAAAUACCUUUUCUGAAUGUUUUAGAAACCUCACGUCAAUGCGUGUGGUAAAUACUGAUUUAACAUUAAUGUCAUUCCAAUCUGGAGCCUCCAACAUUGAAAAACUUGAAAUCAAACAAAGUCUGCUCUUUCAUAUGCCUUCCACAGCCAUCUCAGCACUUAAGCAACUUAAAGAGAUUCGGAUAACAAAAAACCAAAAAUUGGAAAACUUUGAAGACCUUAUAGAAGUACCUAACCUUGAGUUAUUGGACCUAAGCAAUAAUAAUUUAAAGAUUGACACAUGUUGCUCUCAGAUUUCUAAUGGGGCACCUAUUAUUCAUCAUCUAAACCUUAGUUAUAAUCCUCUGAUGGUCUUAGCUACACAGUUCUUAAAUAUGUCCCAUCUUCGUACACUAGAUCUCAGUCACACUCAGCUGACCAAUGUUGGCGAAUACCCAGUCUUUUUGUUACUGGAAAAACUUAUUUAUCUUGAUGUCUCAUACACAUCAUGCCAUUUUUAUAUCCAGUGCUCAUUUUGUGGUCUAUGCAGUCUAGAAGUACUUAAAGUAUCCCAUACUACUUUUGAUGCUAAUAUAUUGGCUUCAGUUUUUAAAAACCUGACUGAGCUCCGUUUUCUAGACAUGUCAUCUUGUGGACUGAAGUAUAUCCCGACUGAAACCUUUGUCAGUCUUACGUUAUUACAUACGUUAGACCUUAGUAAGAACAAUUUGCUGGAACUGCAGGCCUCAGUCUUUAGCCACUUAGCAGCACUCACAUAUUUUAAUGUGAGCUCCAACCGCUUCCAGAGUUUCUCUGAAGAAACCACACAAUGUUUAUCUCAAAAUUUGGUGAAAGUGGACCUCUCCCAUAAUCCAUAUGACUGCUCUUGCGAUCAGGAAACAUUUCUGCUGUGGGUUUACGAGCAGAGCAGCAGAGGCCUGAGGUUUAGAGAAAGUCUGGAAUGUAAUACACCCGAAUACCUCAAGGGUACACAGCUUAGUAAAGUGAACCUAAGUUGUAAUUUGACCAUUUAUGUAUGUUUCGGGGUGUUUGCAAUUACAGUAGUCAUUGCUGGGGGUUUGUUUCAUUGUUAUAAACAAAAAUAUUUUCACCUUUGCUAUUUAUUACAAACCGAUAAAUAUGAUAAUCCGGAAAAAGAAUAUGAUGCAUUUGUUAUCCAUUCCAGCAUAGAUGAAGAAUGGGUAAAAGAGCAAUUGGUUCCCAAAUUGGAAGAGGGUUACCCAUGCUUCAAAUUAUGCUUACAUUACAGGGAUUUUAUACCAGGUGUUCCCAUUACUUCCAAUAUUGUGAAUGAAGGCAUUCGUAGGAGCCGGAAAGCUUUAGUUAUACUGUCACAAAACUUUAUCGAGAGCAAGUGGUGCAGCUUUGAAUUUGAGAUGGUCUUGUCCUGGCAAUUUUUGGAGAGUCAAUGUGGAAUCAUUGUUAUCCUGCUGGAGGCAGUUAAUAUGGCCCAUCUGAAACAUAUGCUUGGACUUAACAAAUAUCUACGUAAGAACACUUACCUGAAGUGGGUGGAUGGAUAUGUAGAAAGAAAAGUUUUCUGGAAACGUUUGAGGGAAGCAUUACAGCAAGGGAAUGAAUUAACAAACUCUGCUCCGGAGCCAGAAGAUGUCAAUGAAGAAAAGUACAAGAAACAAAAUGAACACAACAGAAUGAAUCUAUGAAAAUAAUGAAUGAGUGAUAUUAUUGGAAUGACGAACAAGGCACUUAAUGACUAAAUAUUUCCAGGCCAAGUGGAUAUAUUCCUGGGAGUUGAUAAUGUCUAUGUUUGUUCAAAUUUGUGGUUAAAUUUGUGAGUAAAAUAGCAUUCUUUGUGUUGUCUAUGGCAAAUGAAUACAGAAAUGUCUUGUCCAGAAUUAGGAAGCCAGAAGAAGCGCCAGUAUUGUCCUUGGGCUUUCUUUAGUAUUGCUUCUCAGUCUUAUUUACUAGAAUGUGUUGAGCUGCCAUACUAGGCACAGCCUAUGUAUGAGAUUGGUGGUUUCUGAAAAAAAGCAGACGCAUUUUUCGGAUUUUGGACAACCUCUCUAAAUGGGUGUUUUGAUUUCAGCAUGUUAUUCCUUAUCCACAAGAUAGGAGAUUACUAGCAUAUUGAUGGGGAUGCACAGCCACUGCCCCAUGUUUCUCUGUGGGGCUGAGGGCUGAGUUUAAGUCCCAGCAGUUCAGACUUCAACCAAUUCCCUUGUUAUACCCUAUCCUGUGGCUAAGGGAUAACUUGUUGAAGUAAUAAUACCCUUUAAACUUUUGUCACUUAAAACAUGUGCUAUGCUCUGAAAGUGUAUAUCACCUAUUCAACCUUAAGUACCCCAUAAAACAGAUGUUUCUAACUUUUCUAACUUAAAGUGAAUCUGACAGCAGGAAUAUACAGGUAGAUAGUGUGGGUGAUUCUGUUUCUAUGGCCAUGUUCACACAGCAGAAAUUGUGCAGAAAGUCCGAUUGGACCUAUUGGAAAUUCACUGUCUCAUAGACAGCAAUGCCAAGUGAAAUCUGCGAAAAAAAAAAAAAGACAUGUCUAUUCUUUCUGUGGACAUCAGAAUCAGGAUUUCCGGGAAAUUCCAUUGUGUAAACAGUGCAUCAGAAUCCCUUUGAAAUCAAUGAGACUCUGUUGCAGCGGAAUGUCUUUGCAGAAUAUUCUGGUGGAAUUCCGCAUUGACAUUCCGCUGUGUGAACAUACCCUAACACUGCUUACCAGGCGAAAAUAGGUGGAGCUGUUUCGGAGACGUUCGUCUGAUUGCCAAUAUGGUAAUUCCUUGUUAUGAGGUGGGCCGCUGCAGCAUGAGCUAUGCUUUCUCCCACCCAGUGAGAUUGAGAGAGGUGGGAGUGUUGAUAUUGGCCAGAGCAGGUGGGAGAAAGUGUUGCUCAUACUGCAGUGGCCCACUUCCAUUACACAGAACAAGGAACUACCACGUAAAGCAAUCAGAUGAAUAUGUCUGGAACGGCUGCACUGAUUUUCACCUGGUAAGCAACAUUAGAAACAGGGUCACCUGCACUAUCUACCUUUAUUAGGUAGUGUAGUUUACCCUGCUGUCAGAUUUCCUUUAUAUCAUCUAAAUGUGUUUUUCCGACUACAAAUGUUUCUAUAAUUCACAUGAAUGGUCAAAUAGAACAAACAUCAGGAUCAGGUCACUAGCCUAGCUCUCCCCUUAAUGGUCUAUUCACACGUACAGUAUUCUGCGCAGAUUUUAUGUGCAGGAUUUUAUGCUGCAGAUUUCAAUGUAAACUGAAUGACUGAACACAGCUUGAAAUCCUGUGCAUCAAAUCUGCAAAGAAUACUGUACAUGUGAAUAGACCCUUAAGGAGUAGUCAGUGCCUGGGUUGCAAAAAAAAAUGAAAGAAAACAAACUUUAACUCACCUUCC
This is a messenger RNA of Hyla sarda, 4540 nucleotides long. RefSeq names its product toll like receptor 4 (gene TLR4). Gene Ontology annotation, cellular component: membrane. Gene Ontology annotation, biological process: defense response to Gram-negative bacterium; toll-like receptor signaling pathway; immune response. The transcript has 5 exons. The record is from RefSeq and is a predicted model, not a curated record. The coding region runs from base 327 to 2849 and encodes 840 amino acids. Lineage: Eukaryota; Metazoa; Chordata; Amphibia; Anura; Hylidae. Gene Ontology annotation, molecular function: transmembrane signaling receptor activity; protein binding; lipopolysaccharide binding.